Laetiporus sulphureus 93-53 is the source of this 1184-nucleotide messenger RNA. Its product is annotated as S-adenosyl-L-methionine-dependent methyltransferase. Gene Ontology annotation, biological process: mitochondrial respiratory chain complex I assembly. Gene Ontology annotation, cellular component: mitochondrion. Lineage: Eukaryota; Fungi; Basidiomycota; Agaricomycetes; Polyporales; Laetiporaceae. The record is from RefSeq and is a predicted model, not a curated record. The transcript has 11 exons. Bases 29 to 1018 code for a protein of 329 amino acids.
CUGCUCUCCCUCACUUCAGUAACGUGAAAUGUCGAGAGCAGCGUCUUGUCUGCGCUGGAUGCGCCUUGCCUCUCCUCGAGCGCGAACCUUGGCCUCGCAUGUCUCCCCGUCCAUCAAUCCAAACCCAUACCAAGUGUUCGACCGGAAUGCAAAGCGCCUCCAGAAAGACCGCUCGGCGAUGCGGGACGGAGGCGAGAGAAGCAGGACCGUCGACUACGUGCGCGAUGAGGUUGCAGACCGAAUGAUUGAGCGUCUGAUGGACAUCAAGAGGAAGUUCAAGACCAUUCUCGACGUAGGCUCCGGCCCUGGUCAUUUUUCCAAGUUGUUAGAUCCAGAAACGACAGAGAAGGUGGUGAUGCUGGACUCGAGUGAGAAGCUGCUUCACCGCGAUCCCGACUCGGAAUUUGAAGUUCAGGUAGAGCGGAUACACGCCGAUGAGGAAAAUCUGCUCAGAGUGGUCCCACCGAACUCGCAAGAAGCUAUAGUAUCCUGCCUCAGUCUGCACUGGGUCAACGACCUUCCUGGUGUCCUCGUUCAAAUCAGAGAGGCACUCCAGCCUGACGGCGUGUUCUUGGGAGCUUUAUUCGGAGGAGACACUUUAUUUGAGCUUCGCACCGCUCUCCAGCUCGCCGAGGUCGAGCGCGAAGGAGGCAUCUCUCCUCACAUCUCCCCAAUGACCGACUCUCGAGACAUGUCCAACCUCCUCGGACGCGCAGGUUUCACGCUGUUGACCGUCGACGUGGAUGAAGUGAAGGUAGCCUACCCAUCCAUGUGGGAGCUUAUGCAGGACUUGCGUGAUAUGGGAGAGAGCAAUGCUGUGAUCGGACGGCGGAACUAUAUACAUCGCGAUACUCUUGCAGCCGCAUCCGCCAUCUAUAAAGAGCUUCACGGACUUGAAGACGGGACGGUGCCAGCGACGUUCCAAAUUAUCUAUCUGAUCGGUUGGAAGCCCUCCCCGGAACAACCUCAGCCCCUCGAACGAGGCUCCGCAAAGAAAAGCCUCAAAGAGGUUUUAUGAUGCGACUCACGGUCGUACACGCCCUUUGCACACCGUCGUUCAAACUCGGCUAUUGCAGCUUUCGCCUCGUCCGCUUCUCCUUGCUCACCCGCCUCCUCCAAAGCGUGUGCAUCAAUGGUAAUCUCCUUGACCUCCUCUUCGCCUUCAGCCCCAUCGUCAUCUCCCU